Messenger RNA from Ceraceosorus guamensis, 5546 nucleotides. RefSeq lists its product as hypothetical. Lineage: Eukaryota; Fungi; Basidiomycota; Exobasidiomycetes; Ceraceosorales; Ceraceosoraceae. The transcript has 3 exons. The record is from RefSeq and is a predicted model, not a curated record. Gene Ontology annotation, biological process: intracellular signal transduction. Bases 264 to 5315 code for a protein of 1683 amino acids. Gene Ontology annotation, molecular function: guanyl-nucleotide exchange factor activity.
GAGCAGCACGAUUGCCGUGCUGACCUUCACAAGAGGUGCUGCAGUCUGAGCUACAUCGACACUUCCGAGCGAGAUCGAGCGCAAGCGCCUUGCACACAUUUCUCUCGGUACGUCUUCACAACCACAACACCUUUGAGUGAUUCCUGCAUCAACAUUGCUCGAGCGUGUGGGUGCAGAAGAACGAAACCAGCGUCCGAUUUGCUCGGCCUCGCCAGGCGGAACACAAUCAACGCGACCCUUGUCGUCGCCUCAAGGUGACAAGUAUGGAUCCUCGUGUUGAGGUGCUACCGCUUUUUGCUGGUACCCCUAAACGCUCGGCCUCGACGCGGAAUGUCAAAGGCGUUGGCGCUGUCGGCAGUCCCUUGCAGCGAUCAGAGACGAUGAACGACAGCCCAACGGGAGCGCAGGCUCGCGUCGAUCUCAGCAGCCCUCCCGCUCGACCACCUCGUGCUCACUCUCGGUCGCGACCCGCUUCUCCGACGCCUAGCAGCUCAGCAUCGGCAGCUGCUGUCCCCUCCCCAACUCCAAAGAUGCAGCGAACUCAAAGAAGAUCUUUGAGCGAGCUGCGGCAUCGCAAACAAGAUUCUCAAGAUUAUGUGGACGCGUUGGAAGGCCCGCUCGACCAUUCUUCUUGGAGCGGGCGAACUUCCCUUGAACGGCCCAGCAGCGAGCUUGAAGGGCCUCUAGCAACCGUGCCGCUCGGCAGCAUGGUUCAACACGACCCCGCACAAAAUAACACAAUGCUGCUAUCUCACAGAUUCGGCCAGGUGUUCAACGACACACUCGGUCAAUGUACUCCUGCCACGUCGUCCCAGUCUCCUGAUGUGGCGGUACAAGCGACCACACCAUGCCAGCUUGUCCGGCAGCAGAUCUCGCCAGAGGCUCUGCGGGCUCAUCGAGGUCGAACGCGUCGCAGAGAUGCGAGCAAGAGUCUGCAGAUAUCCACCAAUGCUCUCUCGACGACUGCAUCCGAGUCGUCCCUCGCCAUGCCUUUCUCGCCAGACUCGCCACGGUCAGUCUUGCACGCCUCCCAGUGGUUUUCUAGCGACUCUGAUGCGGGAUCCAACCGAUUCUCCCGAAGUUCCAAUUGGACCGAUAAGAGCAGCAUGAGCAUAACGCCGCCCAGCGAUACCAUUUCCACUAGUCGUACCACGUCUGCAUGCACCGACCUGACAUGCGCACAGAGCGACUUGGUGGCCUCUACAGCGCAGCCUUCGCCAACCUGCGAAGUCAGCCUGGCGAACCACGGUGAAUUCGAAAAGACCACUUUGGAUGCCCUGACUGCUGGGCUCGGUCUUCAAAUCACACCACACCGCUCACCGCCAAAUCUGCUUGGUCAGCCCGAUGGCGUGUUGAUACCUUCGCCAGGGAGAGGAGACGCCUUGAGAGAACUAAGCCCGCAGACACGCCUCCAUCACCAGACAAGCCCGUCACUGCGGCACGCGUGUGCUCUUCCGCCUCCGCAAGGUCCGUUGCCGCCUCUCCCGGUUCCUGCUCGUCUGACACGGCCAAACUUGUUGCGCAUGCAGUCCGACACAGGCCCGACCACCACGAGUAUGAAGCUUUCCCAAGUCACCGGUCUGCAUUCGAUCGGCCUCUCACGACCCGACAGAGUCACAGCGCCGUACGCUAGAGUCUUUUCAGCAGGAGCCCAGCCUCUAGAAGCUGUCCCAGCUUCCCCUACAUUGUCUAACUCGUCUUCUCGAAAGAUUCGCACCUCCAAAGCUCUCAAUGGGCCGGAGCUCAACAGGCACCUGGGCGAGCUAGAGACUCUCAAACGCUCAGAUUCGUACACAUCUCAAACCCGUCACAAGCACACUGCAUCUACUUCGACUUGCGGUGGAUCUUAUGAAGCUUCUGACGACGGCUUUGCGGUCGACCGUCAACCGCGACGCCGCGGCAAAAGCUCAACCAGAGCGCCACUUUCUGCGGGACCUUUUCCGAGGGAGCGAACGAGCUCUCUGCAGCAGCGCGUUCCCUCUCGCCUGCAGACCAGCAGCUCUGCGGCUGAGUUGAGGACUCCCGCUCAACCGAGAGUCGCGACGACUCUGAACAGACAGCGUUCACCCAGACCCAAUACGAGCAGUGGCGUCACCAUUGAGAAGCCCCUUGAGAAAGUGCACGGCUGGCUUCAAGAACCUCUCGAGGAUGUGCCCAGUGCAAAUACUACACGCGCAAAAGACGAGGGUCAUGCGGACUCACUUAGACCUAGCACAAGCAUGGGAAUCGCUUCGCCCCGAAGCUUUCAGCAAUCCACGUCUCCUACAUUUGCCAACGAUGACACCUCCACUAUUCGCUCCAGCCGCGGCUUGAGCUCACCGCAGCCUGCUCACAGGCCGAGUACCAGUAGCAGCUUGCAAACGCGGCUGGUAUCUCCCUCCGAGAUGCUGGCAAGAGAACCGAGUGAUUACGGAAGAAAAUCGCCAGACAGCUCUUCACGCUUGACCCCGUCCAUAUCGUCCACGUUGCGACGAUGGCGCUCGAAUUCUGCAGCGUCUUCUGCUUCCACAAAGCGCGCAGCUGACGCUAAAGCCCAGCAUGCAGAGACAUUCGACCAGUCGCAGGAAGCGCACAACAUCGUCGUGGACAAUGAUCGGAUGAGGACAGCUGGACUCAGCCUCGCGGCUCGUCCUGCCACAUCACCGCACGAGCGCUCGCCUCCUAGCUUCUACCAAGCACCUGUAUCAGUGUUUAAUGCUCCCAUGGUGGAAACACCUCUUCCGCCAGUCGAGCAGCUCAUCGCCCAGGAUGUCUCUUCGGUGGAUUUGAGAGGUUGUCAAAACAUGGCACUGCCUGACUGGCUCAAACUUUCUCUGCCCUACAUAUCUAGCACGUUGAUCGAUCUCGACAUCUCGUCAGCCGGUCUGUGGGAGCUUCCCGCUGCCAUGUCAAUGUGCAGCUCCCUUCAAACUCUCAACAUCUCGAGGAACAAUUUUGGUAGGAUCCCCACGGUCGUCGGGGACUUGCAAGCUCUCACCACUCUGAUCGCCGACGGAGUUGGUGCGAAUCAUUUGCCAGAAUUUCUGGGAGGACUGAAAGAGCUGAAGAGCUUGAGCGUCGCAGACAACGAAUUGUCACAUUUGCCCUCUUGGAUGCAUACCUUGAAGCUGGAGCGUCUCUGUAUCGAUGGCAAUCCAAUGCAGCCAAAUUGGGUGCGCAUCGUAACGCCAUUGUUAUCGCAUGGUGCUUCGCUUCGUACACAACGACCACCCUCGCUGCAUACGAGCUCGACAUCAACGUUCAAGGAGGGGCUCUUCAAGAAUAGAGUGACAGGACUCGUCUCGUCGGAGGAUUUCAGUGGACCGCACUCAGCUCCCAUCUCUCGUGCUGAUCCGAUAUUGCCAAUCGUGGCCGCCCCGCUUGGUCCGCCUUCUCCUGCAUCAGCAAACGCGGCAUCUUUCAAUAGCCAAUCUUGGCGCGGAAGGACGUCGACCAAGGUUGGAAGUUUGAGCGAAAAAGCUCCGCUCCUCACGCCCUCAUCUGCUCCAGCGCGGAGUAUGAGCUCGACGAAUGACUCGCACACGGAGCUCGCUCCGCCCCUCACAUCGGCGCGCAGACCGAGCGUGGGCAACGGUCUUAGCACGCUCCUUCGACGCGUCGGCCGCAAGCAAUCCAAUGCUGGUUUGCAGGGAUCGCCGAUGCUCGAUGAGCCACCGCCAAUGCCAAUACAGAUCCCGCAGCUUCCUCCCUCUAUACAAGGAGUUCUACCCAGCCCAACCCUGCUAUCGCCAGAGAUGGAGCAUAGCCUCUCUAACAUCGCCACCGACGCUCAUGAGAGCGAGACCGCAAUCCUCGAAAAGCGAGAGCAAUGGCGCCAGAUAUCACCUGAUCAUUCGAGGCGCAUUCGUGCUCUGAUGCACUACCUCAAAGAUCUGCACGACCUUUCGGGAGUUUCCAGUCGCAUGCUUGAUGCCGGCGUAUCGAGUCCGCUUGAAGAUCCGCAAGUAGGAGAUUUGCCCCGCCAGACUUUUACUCGGGUACAUUCGCGCGGCGACAACAGUCCAAAGAGCGCCGCAUCUGAUGAAGCGGCUUCUACGCUGCUAGCCAAAGAUGACUCUGUAAGGCGUGCGCGCAUCUUGCAGGAGAUCUUGUCCACCGAAGAGACUUAUGCGCGUCAGUUGCAAGAGCUCGUAGAUCUCUACGUUGCACCCAUGAGAGCUUUCGAUCAAAACGGAGUGCCUCUGGUCCCACCUUUGGAGCACGGGCUAAUUUUCAUGAACGUGGAGAGCAUUUCUCAGCUGCACCGCUCCCUUGUGCCAUCACUUCGCGCUGCUGUCGAACCGUUGCUCGGCACGAACGCUCAACCGAAUGCGUCACAUGACGCUGACCUUACAGCAGCUGCGGCUCAAAGCGUAGCGCAGACUUUCCUCUCGCAUGCUGCAUUCAUGAAGAUGUACAGGCAGUACGUCAACGGUCUAGAUGGCGCCCAGGUCAGGGUUGCGGCCUGGCUACAGUCCAUGCCGACAGUGGCAACAUCAGGGCGGGGAUCGACGCCGAGGCCCUCUACAGCAUCGGAAGCGACGCCGAGCGCACUUGCGCGCAAGCAGGUCAAGCGCGUACGAAGUUUCUUGCAGCAUGCCAAGGCAGACCAGCGCCACAGUCAGAUCAAUCUCGAGUCUUACCUCUUGUUGCCGGUGCAGCGAUUGCCGCGCUAUCGCUUGCUGCUGGAGGAUUUGGUCCGGUACACGCCUGCUCAUCGCGUGCAGUACGGUGAGAACGGCUUCAAUCCCAUGGUCGCUGCUCUCGAAGCUAUCACGGAGCUCGCGCGUGGCGUCAAUGAAGCCAAGCGACAGAACGAGCAAGAUCAACGCUUGUUGGCUUGGCAGGCGCGUGCUGUAGGUCGAUGGCCUAACCCACUGGUGCUCCCUCACCGCCGUCUGCUUCGAGAUGGUCCCGUCACUCUGACGCGCGUGGUGAAGCGCAAAGCGUCAGUCGCCGUACCUGCACAAAUGUUCGCCAAUGUGGACGAGACGGAUUUCUUUUCGGACGGUGCGAUCGGCCGGACAAGGACACCAUCAGGCGCAGACUUGAUCGAGAUUUUUGCGCUCCAACAGCAGCUCUUUGCCAAGGCUCUCCAGCUCAUUCUUUGCAACGAUUUGCUGGUUGCAGUUGCGGAGACUUGCACAAGCAAAGAGUCGCCUGCGCCCAUUGAGCUGUACAGCGAGAUCCAACCGCUCGUGCCAGUCAAAGUGACGGGCCAAACGACCAUCAGAGUGGUGGGAAAGCUUUGCAUACUUUAUUUGGAUUGCGGCAAGGCAGCAGACGCCCGUGCGUGGUGCAGCAUCAUCAACAACGCCUUUUCCCUGAGCGAGUAAAGCUUUCCAUCAGGUGUUUGUCCAACUUUACAAAAUCACACGCUUCCUUUGAUUCAUUCGCCACUCCUGCUAUCCAUCGAUCUGUACAUUGUCGAGCGCACUCCCCAAUGCAACAAACAUGUCAUGUAGAUUAUAUACUGUCCCGCCAUCGCACGCAGCUUGGUCCCACGCUCUUUGUCAACUGAUCUUUCUUUCAUCUUCGAUGCAAAAGAAAUACAUCAGCGCCGCUGU